Molecule: messenger RNA, 4086 nt
Organism: Ustilago hordei
Lineage: Eukaryota; Fungi; Basidiomycota; Ustilaginomycetes; Ustilaginales; Ustilaginaceae
Exons: 1
Coding region: 1-4086 (1361 amino acids)
Molecular function (GO): lipid binding
Source: RefSeq, a predicted model, not a curated record
AUGUCCGACGUCGAAACUUCCUCACCCAAGAGCUUCUCGGCUCGCCGGCCCAGCUUCAGUUCAAUUCGUUCGCGCUUGCGCAAGCCCAGUCUCAAGAGCGGCAAGAGAAGCUCUGUGCUAGUUCAUGAUGGCAAGAGAAGCUCUGUGCUAGUGAAUGACAGCAAGAGAAGCUCUGUGCUAGUGGAUGACGGCGCUACCCUGCUCGGUCUCGACGGCGACAACAAUCAGGAGCGCAACAAGCGCUUCUCUUCAGCAUCGGAUCAGUCCAUCCCACCAGUUCCACCAGUUCCACCUCUUCCACCACGCCCACACAAUGCCAACAGCAUCGGCACCAAUGUCAACGACAACAACCUUGCAUACCUUCAAGCUAGUUCAUCUCGAACAGCGGCAAAUGCCUCAUACGUCGACGAGCGCGCUACCAACAAGCGUAAUUCGGUCAUCAGCACAGCCUCCUCAUCCAAUGCCGGUCCAUCACCAGACGAUGAUGUAUCAGCCUUGGCACAGGCCUCGCUCGGCAUGACAUUAGGCGCUCACAAGUUCCAGUUGGCUCGUCAGAUGACUGGCGGCCGAUUUGAUCCGCAAGAAGCCUUCAAGGAGACCAUCCCCAUGACCAUGUUCUUCUUUGGCGGCACCCUCGUCGCUGCACUCGUCCUUGCAAGAUACAGCAUCGUCGCUGCAGCCUUGAUCUCGGGAACGAGUGGUCACAUACUUUACAAGAGGCUGACGGCGCGAGGCGAUGACGCAAAAUGGGCGCUCGAGAUGGAGGCGGCAGCAAAGCAAUCACUGUUGCCAGGCGCCGGAGAAGAGUCGGUCGAAUGGCUCAACAAGGCGCUAGCAACAGCAUGGCCUCUCAUCAAUGCAGACUACUUUGCUCCUUUCAUCGAUCUCCUCGAGGAUAGCCUAAUGACUCAGGUGCCUGGUGUAGUCCACAACGUCAGAGUCGAAGACAUGGACCAGGGUUCCAUCCCGUUGCGCGUCAAGAGUUUCCGCGUCCUUCCCUCUGGCGAGAGGGCUUUUCUUCAAGGUGCGGUAGUGCAAGCACGAAAGGAUGCUGGCCUUCCUCAACCCGAAGCGCCCGGCUCUGUCGCUGCUGACAGCGAGGACGAUGAAGCUGGCGUCGAUGUCGGCGACUAUGUCAACCUCGAGGUCGCCUUUGCGUACCGCGGCGCCACUACUAAGAAGGGCUUCUUCCGAUCCACAACCAACAACAGCGCAGGUCCGAUCAACACCUCAGGUCCCCUAGCAGCUGGCGAGGAGAAGCAGCUGGAGGCAGAUUCCGAAGACGACUUUGAUCAGCUCAAGGACGUGCCAACGGAGAGGAUCCACAUGCUGCUCUACCUCGGUGUCGGUCUGCAAAAGAUUGCUGCCGUUGACAUUCCUGUCUGGAUCGAAAUGGUGGGCAUCGAAGGGAAAGCACGCGUCCGCCUACAGAUGACGCCAGUGGCUCCCUUCGUCAAGCAUGCAGCCGUCACCUUUGUCGGUGCACCCAAGCUCGAGAUUUCUGCCAAGCCUCUAGGCAAGAAGAUGGUCAUUGAUGCCAUGAACUUGCCGCUCAUGUCCUCUUAUGUGCUGCAUGCAGUCGAGGAUGUCAUCAAGGGCUUCAUCGCACCGCUCUCCUACACGAUUGACGUCGCUGCUCUGCUUGGCGCUGGUGACGGACCUCAGGAUGUUUACUCGCUCGGUGUCAUUUGCUUUGUGAUCCAUCGAGCAGACCAUCUACCUGCCUCGGAUAACAACGGGCAGAGCGAUCCCUUCGUGCAGGCUUCUUUCGCACGAGCUGGCAAACCGCUCUUCACUUCGCGUAUCGUCCGCAAGAGGCGGGACGCUAUUUGGCAGGAGACUGGAUUCUUGCUCGUGUCACCUGACGAAGUGCGUGACCAUGACCUUCUGCGACUCACAGUGUUCGAUGCUGACCGCUUUUCUGCCGAUGAUCCUCUUGGCAAAGUCGAGAUCUCACUGCAUCGUCUCAUCCGCAAGUUCCGCCCCGACGCUGAGGCGCGUAGCACCAACUUGCUUGAGACAAGGACCGACAAGCUGUUACCCAUCAGGAAGGGGGCCUCUGUCCAGGGGACUCUCAAGUACAGCGUUGGCUUCUUUGGCCUUGCCCAUGCGCCCGGCACUGGACAUGCUCCAUCCCGACGCAAGCUGCUACGAGGCAUCACUAGCACGGCUGCCGACGAACACGCAUUCAUCGACCUUGUGUCCCCAGUCAACGGCAAACACAAGAGCGACGAUGACAAGAUGCUGCCUUCGGCCCCUGAACAGAAGCCGCUUACCACUGGACCUGGAGUGGACCCGGAUUUGAGCGCUUACAUGACUGGCUUUGACAAGUUUGUCCACGGCCUCGGUUUGCCAAUGGCUGAUGAUGUGCUCCGUAAGAGGCACGAUCGCAAGGAGCGCGUGCAGAAGCUCGUCACCAUGAUCGAGGGUGCGAAGCAGGCUACUGUGCAUCCACCCACCGCCGAGCUUCCAUCAGGUAUCCUAGCUUUCCACAUCCAUUCGAUCACUGGUCUAGAAGUGCCCACUACGCAGAAGUCGCUGGGAGGCGCAAAGCGGAUGUCGCAAAAGUCGAGGAAUAACCCGGCGCCCACGGAAGAGAGCCAAGCAGAGGGCGGCGCAGGUGGCAAGCUGCCGUCAUCGUACGUGCAGGUCUUCUUGAACGAUGAGGCCGUCUUCCGUACAAGAACCAAGGCACUGAACCCGCGUCCUUACAUCAAUGCAGGCAGUGAACGCUUCGUUGGCGACUGGACUACUGCCAGGCUUGACUUUACCGUUCGCGAUGCUCGAAUGCGCGAAGGCGAUCCGGUGCUUGGCUGCGUUGGGCUGCGCUUGGCCGAUGUGCUGACGCAAAGUAGUCGCUCCACGGGUUGGUACACACUCACGGGUGGAUUGGGCUACGGCAAGAUCCGCAUCACGCUCUUGUUUCGAAGCAUUGAGCUUUCCAUCCCGCGUCCUCUCCGUGGCUGGAAUGUCGGUAUUGUCGAGAUCGCCAGUAUCAGAGUCACGGGAGUACCGCAGACUUUGCUCGAGAAGAAGGCGUGUCAUCUGAGCCUGGAAACCGUGGGAGGCAAGACAAGCACGGACGAUACUGAGCCAGUGGAGAAUUACGAGUCUGGUAUGGGCGCUGAUGCUACGGUAAGCUACGAGUGGCCGCUCAAAGAGACCAUUCGCCUUCCUGUGCGUCAAAGAUAUCCCAACUCGCUUCAUAUCAGCCUUCGCACCGACUCACGCAUGCCUGGCCGACACCAUCACCAUGCAUGGGCAUUCGUACCGCUCAACAGGAUCUCGGAUGAGAUGCGCAUCAAACGUCGCUUGCGUCUCUUCGAAACAGCGGAUUGGGACAAGGUGGAGCAAGAGGUGUUGCGCGCUGUCAGUGAGCCCAAGUUGCUGCAGAAUGCUGAGGAAGGAGGCGCACAAGCAAAGCUGCUACCUGUACUCGAAGAGCUCUGCCUCAAUGGUGCAGCCGAGAUCUCGGACGAAGCGCUACGAAGUGCACAGCUGCGAGCGGUGGGCUGGGUCGAGAUCGACAUGAUCUUCCAUCGAGGUAUUGCACCAGAGCAUCGCACAUGCACUGCAGGUGAUGCCGAGAUGCGAUUCGCAUAUGAGACCUACAUGACACUGCAAGAUGCCGGUGAACGAGCACGCCCACGUUCGCUUGCGGCCGGAAAGCUACGCCAGCCCAGCAAAGCUUGUAAACUGACAGUCGCCACAGGUGAAUCUUCAGGACAAGCAUCUCGACCCGGCCUUUUGUGGGAUGCCUCAGCUCAAGGUGGAAUGGUGGAAGAGCCAAGCGAGCUAGGUGAAGACAAUCAAGACGAGGAGUCACUCUACGGUCUGUCCCUUACGGAGACGGAGCUAGAUCGAAUGGCAGAAGAAGAUGCGGAUUCAGAUAGUCCAGAAGGACGACGUGCGAGAGCAAGAGCUUUGCAUCGACAUCAGCGAGGUGCGGCACAGAUCAAAGGUUUUAGGACGUUGACAUGGAUCAAGACGAACGCAGAGGAUAGUGUUGCGAAGGUCAAGAGACAGUUUGGAAAACAAUCCAAGAGGAUGGGUAAGAUGGAGGCCGAGGGGAUUUCACAUUUCUAA